Molecule: messenger RNA, 627 nt
Organism: Condylostylus longicornis
Lineage: Eukaryota; Metazoa; Arthropoda; Insecta; Diptera; Dolichopodidae
Gene: hoip
Product: NHP2-like protein 1 homolog
Exons: 2
Coding region: 170-553 (127 amino acids)
Biological process (GO): mRNA splicing, via spliceosome; maturation of SSU-rRNA; ribosome biogenesis
Cellular component (GO): U4/U6 x U5 tri-snRNP complex; small-subunit processome; box C/D methylation guide snoRNP complex
Molecular function (GO): RNA binding
Source: RefSeq, a predicted model, not a curated record
GCGUUUUUUUAAAUAAAGUAUAACAAUAUAACAAAGCUCAAAUAUAGGCACGAGGCUCUGUGUAAACGUUUGAAUUAUAUUUUCCUUAAAUUCCCUCAGUGAAGCUAAAAAGCCGAGAGGUUGAAAUAAAGUAACUUUUUAUAAAACCUUACAACAAAAACUAACAAUUAUGACAGAGGAGGUUAAUCCCAAAGCUUUUCCCCUUGCUGAUCCAGCAUUAACAACAAAAAUUUUAAAUUUGGUGCAACAAUCUUUAAAUUUCAGUCAGCUAAGAAAAGGGGCUAAUGAAGCAACAAAAACUUUAAAUCGUGGUUUGGCAGAAUUUAUUGUUUUGGCCGCAGAUACCAAACCUAUUGAAAUUUUACUACAUUUACCUUUGCUUUGUGAAGAUAAGAAUGUUCCUUAUGUUUUCGUUCGAUCUAAACAGGCACUCGGUCGUGCUUGUGGGGUUUCUCGUCCAAUUGUUGCUUGUUCAGUUACUGCAAAUGAAGGAUCCCAAUUAAAAACCCAAAUUCAAACAAUACAACAAGAAAUCGAAAGACUUCUUAUUUAAAAGUCAAUAAACAUUCAUUUUAAAUAUAGAUUUUAAGUAUUUUUGAUAAGAAAUAAAAUUUUCUUUAUAAAUAA